Molecule: messenger RNA, 564 nt
Organism: Pyrenophora tritici-repentis Pt-1C-BFP
Lineage: Eukaryota; Fungi; Ascomycota; Dothideomycetes; Pleosporales; Pleosporaceae
Source: RefSeq, a predicted model, not a curated record
AUGCCAACGUUCAGUCUAGGCCGUCUAGGUCGCUUCCGAAUAUCACGUCUUCCUCCUUCACACACCUCAUCGCCAACAGAGCAUCAGAAGCCACUCUCAACACCGCCACCAGAGUAUAAAGACAUCGUCGAAAUUGAUACCAAGUACUAUGCUCCAUCACAAGCUCAACCGCCGCAGUGUAAGACCGAGCAGGUGCGUCGCUUCCUCAUCGAAAUCCUCGCAAUGACGUUUGGCGCGAACUUUGAUGAGCUGAAUGCGGCUCUUUACAACAUCUCCCCAUCAAGCAGCACGAACACGAUCCUUUGCGACUCUGAACGUGCAGAUCUUCUGGAACAAUCGAACCUCGUCCGCAAAGUUCACGGGUACUUCGUACGGAAUGAGAAGACGAUGAUAGAUCGAAGAGACGAGAAGAAGAUCUGCGCAACUAUCAUCAACCCCGCCCAAUCUAUCCACCACGAUCCUUCGUUGCCCAAAUUCUGUUUGGAUGUGAUAGGGUGGUACGGCGAACAAGUGCGAUUGCCAUCAGGUAGUACACGGUGGACGUCUACCAUCAUCGGAUGGUGA